This is a messenger RNA of Mustela erminea (ermine), 5057 nucleotides long. It is a transcript of the gene GNAO1, whose product is annotated as G protein subunit alpha o1. The transcript is spliced from 8 exons. The record is from RefSeq and is a predicted model, not a curated record. Gene Ontology annotation, molecular function: corticotropin-releasing hormone receptor 1 binding; mu-type opioid receptor binding; GTP binding. NCBI's taxonomy places the organism in Eukaryota, Metazoa, Chordata, Mammalia, Carnivora, Mustelidae. The coding region runs from base 1 to 1065 and encodes 354 amino acids. Gene Ontology annotation, biological process: adenylate cyclase-modulating G protein-coupled receptor signaling pathway; G protein-coupled dopamine receptor signaling pathway. Gene Ontology annotation, cellular component: heterotrimeric G-protein complex.
AUGGGAUGUACUCUGAGCGCAGAGGAGAGAGCCGCCCUCGAGCGGAGCAAGGCGAUUGAGAAAAACCUCAAAGAGGAUGGCAUCAGCGCCGCCAAAGACGUGAAAUUACUCCUGCUGGGGGCUGGAGAAUCAGGAAAAAGCACCAUUGUGAAGCAGAUGAAGAUCAUCCACGAAGAUGGCUUCUCUGGAGAAGAUGUGAAACAGUAUAAGCCUGUUGUCUAUAGCAACACCAUCCAGUCACUGGCAGCCAUCGUCCGGGCCAUGGACACUCUGGGCAUCGAAUAUGGUGACAAGGAGAGAAAGGCUGACGCCAAGAUGGUGUGUGACGUGGUAAGUCGGAUGGAAGACACCGAGCCCUUCUCUGCAGAACUGCUUUCCGCCAUGAUGCGGCUCUGGGGCGACUCAGGAAUCCAGGAAUGCUUCAACAGGUCUCGGGAGUAUCAGCUCAACGAUUCUGCCAAAUACUACCUGGACAGCCUGGAUCGGAUCGGGGCCGCCGACUACCAGCCCACCGAGCAGGAUAUCCUCCGAACCAGGGUCAAAACCACUGGCAUCGUAGAAACCCACUUCACAUUCAAGAACCUCCACUUCAGGCUGUUCGACGUCGGGGGCCAGCGAUCUGAACGCAAGAAGUGGAUCCACUGCUUCGAGGACGUCACAGCCAUUAUCUUCUGCGUCGCGCUCAGCGGCUACGACCAGGUGCUCCAUGAAGACGAGACCACGAACCGCAUGCACGAGUCCCUGAAGCUUUUCGACAGCAUCUGCAACAACAAAUGGUUCACAGACACGUCCGUCAUCCUGUUCCUUAACAAGAAGGACAUAUUUGAAGAGAAGAUCAAGAAGUCCCCGCUCACCAUCUGCUUCCCCGAAUACACAGGCCCCAGUGCCUUCACGGAAGCCGUGGCUUACAUCCAGGCCCAGUACGAGAGCAAGAACAAGUCCGCUCACAAGGAGAUCUACACCCACGUCACCUGCGCCACCGACACCAACAACAUCCAGUUUGUCUUUGACGCCGUGACGGACGUCAUCAUCGCCAAAAACCUGCGAGGCUGCGGCCUCUACUGAGCCCCUGCCUCACCCCCCAGCUGCCUGCCUCCCCACCUGGCCUGCUGCCCCACCCCUGCCCCGGAACCAGAGCCCUGCCGCCGCGCAGCCGCUCUCGGCACUUGACACAGCAGCUCCCGGCUGGUGCCCAGGAGGGAGGAGAGCACAGCCUCCACGGGCCACCCCUUCCCCAGACAUCGGAGCGCGUGGUAACCCAGGGGCCAGGCACGGGGGCUGAGUGCCCCUGGGCCUCCGCUUCAUCUCUGAGGGUUUUAUCUGGCAAGGGGGGGGAGGAGGUUGGCCGCCGUUUGGUCCAGAACGGGCAUGCUCCUGUGUGGGGGUGUCUCUGGGGGGGCACCGUGUUGGCCGGGGUGAGGCCAGCGGGAGCCACUGCUCAGCUUCUUCUGGGGUCUGUCUGGUCGGGGCAGCUCCGUCACCAAAAGCCAGGGUGGGACCAGCGCAAGUGUGUGCGGGUCCCAGGGCUCGACCUUGGCGAGUGCCUCCCCCCUGCUUCCGCCUGGAUCUCAGCCCCAGGCACAGCCCUUUCUAAUCCAGGCCAUCCUUCCUUGCACACCCUCGGAGGGUCCUGUGGCCUUCCUGGGGAACCCCAUCCCUGACUCCUCAUAGGUGUGGAGAUGCUUCUGAGACUGGUGUUGCCAAGGCAUGUGGUUGAUGGUGGGAGGGGUCGAGUCCCGCGCCUAGACGGAGGUCAAGGAAGAGGUGGGAGGCGGCGGAGGAGGGGAGGCUGAGCGCAAGGAGCUCUGGUGUUGUCUGGGUUGGGGGCCUCACGCCCCGUGCUUGCAGGCUCAAGGGGGACCAUUCGCUUUCUCCCAUCGCCUGGGUCUCCAGGCAGCUGCUGCGGAAAGUGGGUAGACAGGCUUUUCCUUCUCGAGUUCUGGCUGGGCAGGGGCAGGCGCGGCCCUUCAGGUGCCGUGUUCUGAGGCUGGGGAGACCCAGGGCCGGUGUUGAUGUGGCCCCUGCAGCCAAGGCCCCAGCUUCCUUUUGUCUUGGUGAAGAAAUCAGAGUUUGUCCGAAGCCUGUGAUGUCCGUCGGGGUAGAGGACAGACGUGUGGGACUCCGGCUGGAACGUACACCAGGAGGGGGGCCCAGGCUGGUUCAGACACAUAGCCAGCACUAGCACUCCCUUCUCUCGAGAGAGAAUCCUAGGAUGGCUUGGAGGGGCUUUGCUAUACUGAGCAGAAAGGGGUGGGGUGACUCUGAUAAGCCAGGCCCCGGCUGGCCGCGGGUCAUCAGCCCGCCUCCCUCUCUCACCCAGGAGCUUCCGUGGGCCAGCGCCACCAGCCAGCUCUCCAGGCGGGCCCUGUGUGCCUGUAGGGCAGGCUCUGCCUCGGGAGUCAGACUUGUCCCUGGAGAGGCUCAGGCUCCUUCCUCCAGCCCUCUGCUCUCCUAGCCUGCCUUCCAGGCUCCAGUCCUGGGCUCCCAGUGCAGCCCCCGGACUGUCCCGGAGCCAGGAAGAGCCCCGUGCCAGCAGCUCCAGGCUUCUCAGCUCCAGUAGGCACGGAGCUCUGGCUGCUGCACGGCAGGCCCAGGGUGUCCCCCCUAGUGCCAGAUGCCUACAGGGAGGGGCGCCCCUGGUAAGCCCCCUCCCUCAUCGGGCUCUGACUGCUGCCCCCAGCCUCGUGGGAAACACAGGGCAGCCGGGCUGCAGGAACCACCCCACCAGCCUGAGGGCACUUCAAUGUCACUUGCCUUGUAUGUGAAGCACCUCAUACCAGCUGCUGGCGCGCCAGAGGACAGGCCCCGAGAGCCAGCGGUCCCUGUCCCAUCACAAGCGGCCAGCGCCAGCAAGGCCAUUUAAGACAAAGCCGUUCUCUCCCGGUAUUACCACCCUGGCAGGGACCGGCCACACCCCUAACUAGCCCCCUGAGCCCAGACCCAAAAGCAGCGGCCCAGAGGAGGGCUGCUUGUCCAGCCCCACCUCUGACGCCAUCGCCCUGGAGGUGGGAGCCCCCGGCCGCCUGGGCCCAGGACCGUCCCGUCUGCAGCACAAGAAGGAAAGGCUGGUCACUCGGGACCUUCUCUCCCUUCUGUGCCCCGGGACGCCCUGCUGCUGCUUGCCAUGCUCCCGCUGUCCCGCUCCGCCUGCAGCAGGGGUCCCUGCUGUCUAGUGGGAGCGCACAAGGAGAGGGUACCCGGGACGAAGGUCCCUCCCUGUCCACUGCGUCUCCCAUCCAUGUCAUUCCCAGUGCGCCAGCAUGGGGAGGGGUGACAGACAGUGAUGAGUCUCGGCUCCGCCGCGGGGGUGGGUAUGAGGGGAGGAGGGUGAGAGUGUGAGAGACCAGACAUGGGUGGGUCUCUCGUCCGCAGUGGCCCCGUGCGCGUCCCCAAAAGGACGAUGCUGCAAGUCUGUGAAUGGCUCUAAUUCAGUGGGCUGAGGAGAAACUGGAUUUCUAGGAGGAGCGCCUUUGCCAAACCCGUGACAAUUGUGCCUGCCGUCUAGAUGCCUGUGGGCCAGUUCUGUGCCCCGCACUGACUGCCCUCACAAAAGCCUGGUCUUGGCCUUCUUACUGAGAACCAAGAGGUCCCCAGGGCUCUCCGGCCUGGCUGGAGGGAGCGGGGCCUGAGGCCCAAGCAGGGGCUCGGUUGAACCUGUCUGCGGAGGGUGUGGGCUCUGCCCCAGGCCUGAGCAGAAAGCAGAGCUCUGGGUCCCUCGACAAUAGCUGUGACACUUUGGGUUCAUUGGCCAUCUUCCAUGGAGGCCUUGCAUGCCCCCUCCUCUGUGCCCUCUCUGGCCCCAGUGGAGCCUGAGGGCCUAUAGCCAUAUACACCAACCCACAAGUGGGGACAGUGCCCUGGCAGAAGGCCACACCUGCCUCUUCCCCCAGCCCAGCUCCACACCCCGCUGCGGGAACUGGAGACACCCAGGCCCUCCACAACCGUACUGGGAAAUAGUUGGUUCUCCCACACGGUGGGCAGCGACAGCAAGCGCUCCCCGCAACGGGAUCCCUGGUAAGCAAUCUGGCUGUACACCCCAACAGGGAAGGCCCCAGAGUCCUGUCACCCAGGCACUUCCCCUCUGCAGGGAUGAGCCCUGAAGGGAGGGGCUGCCCCCAGGAGUGUUUACUCUUGUCCCCCAGUGGCUGAUUCUGCAAGUUUUCCUGCCCCGCCCACCCAGCCCCAGCCUCCCUCCCUGUCCCUCCCUCUUGGUCAGUAAACCCGACCCAGUUCCAGUUCAGCCCCUGCUCCCAACCAGGUGGGGGAGUCUGUCCGGUCCCCUUUGAGAAGUCAGGAUGCACUGUUCUUCUCCAAGCUUCUGGAAGUUAUUAGGGGCAGCCGGCAGCUCUCAGGCAUGGAGAGGCCCGCAAUUCUGGUUGGUGGCCACCUCGAUUCAGUCUGGGGCACGAGUGGUGAGCGCCCACAGACGGCUCCCCCAGUCAGCGCCCAAGCCUACAGCAGCCCAGGGUGGCGGCAUGGGGCACAACACACAGACCAGGGACCAGGGCCGCGGAGGGAGCUACCGCCCCCGACUCCCCACCCCCGCAGUGAGGCAAGUCCUGAGCCACCCUGUCCUGAGUGGCCUUCCCUCUGGGGGCUCCGGGGCUCCAGACAGACCCCGCCCCAGCCAGACAAACACCCAGUCAAGGGAGGGGCAGGCUGGAACAGAAGCAGAAAGAGCCUUCGAGUCCUAAGUCCUGGGCCCUCUUGUCAGGUUGGGGGGUUCCCCUCUGGAGGGGAAGCGCUCAGCCGCAGGCCCAGUGCUUCAGUUCCACCAGCAGGAGCCCAGACCCCUUUUUCACAGCACUGCUGUGACCCGUCCUCUCCUCCGCCUGCCCACCCCAUCCUCCUGCCUCCCGCUCUUCUCCUGGCUCAUCCCUGCCCCUCCCCCCUCCUCCCCACUCUCAUUCCUGUCCCAGGCCGAGGGGAGCCCUGGCGCUGCUCUCCUUCCUUAGCAAGCCCCACCUCCCAGCCCUGCCGCCGUCCACUCCACAUUAACUGUAAUUUUGUAAGAAGAGUGACUUGUUGGUUUAAUAAAUCUCUAGUUAUUGUAAUAA